UAAUCGAAAGGAUAUUGUGAAACGUACGGAUUCAUACCAUUCAAAUUGUGAUAUUUGCGACGAUUUGUAACACUUUCAUCGUCAUAGACCAACGCCUACUAACCCUAAUAUAUGUAUAUUUAUUCAUGUUCAUGGAGGAAAAAUUUUUUAUCAGAACAUAAAAAACUUCUAUCAAGAAAUUGCUUUGUUUCGCUUUUCGAUAAUUAUUUUAAUUUACAGGAAUGGACAUUAGACAUUGCUGCGUAUGAUCAUGACAGAUACGCAAAUCAUACAGAAUUGUGUUCACUUAAGGUAUCAGUGAAAGAUAUGAAAAAAAUAUUUUACAGUCCGGAGAUUCAUAUGUUCAAUUAUAGAAUGAAGCCGUCUUAUCAGGAGUUUGGCAAUAUUUUAUUAGCUAUAAGCUAUCUACCCACUGCAGAAAGACUGACUAUUAACAUCAUGAAACUGCGCGAUGUUAAAUUUAUACCAACUGUGUUGAGUGUAAAUGAAUUUAAUCCGUAUGUUAGAGUGUUAAUGUUAAACGGAAAAACGGGUAAAAAGAUGAAGAAGAAAAAAACCAAAUUCUUGCGCGCUGUUGCGCAGCCGGAGUUUAACGAGAUUUUGACAUUCGAUUUGGCAAUCACUCAACUCGAUACUGUCCAAUUUCUUGUGGUGCUCUGUAGCAAGAUUUUACCGGAAGGACCACCCGUCAGUACUGCCGACGCGAGUGACAGCGAAGAUUCUAUAUGUUCAUUUAAACGAUCCACCGAUACUUUUAUCGGUAAAGUAGCUCUUGGAAAAGGUGUAAGAGGUUCGACCGAGAGACUACAUUGGUUCUCAGUGCUUCAAAAUCCACGAAAACUUGUUACUGUCUGGCACACUCUGAAAUAAUAAAAACCAUUGUUAUAUAUGUCAUUAUAUACAAAAGAUAAUUGUUAUUUUCUGGUAACUCUUAUGAACUAUUGCAAUUGUAAAAAGACGCGGGCGAUCUUAUAUUUAUUUUAUAAUUUAAUAUUAUUUAUAAUAAUAAUAUUUAAUAUUAUUAAUAUACUCUAUUGAAGCGUAUUAGAAUGGAAUAGUGACCCACACAGCACAUAUAUGUAGAUACUGAGAAAGUUCUGAGAAUAUCACAACAGUACGUUACGUAUAUUCUCAUAACUUUCGAAUAUGUUCUAUGAUGUACUGAGUACGUACUGAGAAUGCACUAAUGUCCGCUUUUUCUCAUAUAUAGUAUGUGCUGAAAAUAUAUCAAUGGUAUAUACUGAGGAUAUUCUGUUGAUAUAAUAAAUUUUAGUCGACCUUAUCUGGCAUGUGUGUAAUGUAUUUUUUUUUAAAUUGGGAUAAACAGGCGAUGUUUCCACCAUCGGUUCUGGUCCUUCUCAAGCCGUUACUAAAAUACAAUAAUAUUUGAACACUA
Molecule: messenger RNA, 1396 nt
Organism: Vollenhovia emeryi
Lineage: Eukaryota; Metazoa; Arthropoda; Insecta; Hymenoptera; Formicidae
Product: synaptotagmin-1-like
Exons: 4
Coding region: 112-870 (252 amino acids)
Biological process (GO): regulation of dopamine secretion; cellular response to calcium ion; regulation of calcium ion-dependent exocytosis
Molecular function (GO): SNARE binding; clathrin binding; calcium-dependent phospholipid binding
Source: RefSeq, a predicted model, not a curated record